GAGCCAAGGAAGAAUGGGAAGAUGGGUGGCGGCCAAUGUCUUCUUUUCCUAGCUUGUUAGAAGAGUGCUCUCGGGUUCUCCCUCCCUCCUUCCCUCUCAAUCUUUAUGCUGCGCUCUCAGCUCUCCGCGCUCACAGCGUCUCCGGCUCUCCACACCGCUCUGAAAGCAAAGUGUGCGCUCCACUCCGUGCCCAUGCCGCCGCAUCCUGCCUUUACGCACGGAACAAGACUUUAGAAGCGAGGAUACCUGCGCGUUCUCAGGAUACAGAAGCAACGUGUGACUUUUCCCCACGUGGCCGUGGAGCUUUAAAGGCGCUACAGGCUGUCUGAGAUGGUGAAGGAAGUCUUUUCUAAACUACAGACGGCUAGAGAAAGAUAGGCCUGAGGAAGGCUGGGAAACUUUUAAGAAGACUUGAAUAAGCAAACAUCAGCACAAAAAGUUAAGAGGGAGAAGGAAAAGCGCUGUUUGGGCCCUGCCCAAGCGGGUUCAUUAACAUUAACAACAAAGCCAAUAGGUUGUGUUUUUUUUUUUUUUUCUUAAGGGGGUCCCUCACCAACCAGCAAGAUUUCGCCCAAAAGCAGACAGGAGGAGCGUCCUGCUCUGACGAGACUGGUCGGCAGGAAGCGCUUGAUCGCGGCCGGGGUGCUCGGAGUGGUCAUGGUGCUCGUGCUGGUCGUGCUCAUCCCGGUGCUGGUGAACUCGGCCGGCACUUCGGCACAUUACGAGAUGCUCGGCACGUGCAGGAUGGUGUGCGAUCCGUACGGCACCAAAUCCCCGAGCAGCACGGCCACGGCGGACACGGCGGCGCGCGACACCGGCCUCGUGCAGUCACUGCCCACCUUCAUCCAAGGGCCGAAAGGAGAGCCGGGACGGCCCGGGAAGACAGGACCGCGGGGCCCGCCUGGAGAGCCAGGUCCUCCAGGACCCGCAGGCCCACCUGGAGAGCGGGGAGAACCGGGACGACCAGGCUUACCAGGACCCCCGGGGCCAAACGGCGCUGGCGCCAUCAGCGCCGCCACCUACAGCACCGUGCCAAAAAUCGCCUUCUACGCGGGCCUUAAGAAGCAGCAUGAGGGCUACGAGCUGCUUAAGUUCGACGACGUCGUCACUAAUCUGGGGAAUCACUAUGACCCGACCACAGGAAAGUUUACCUGCUCCAUACCGGGGAUCUAUUUCUUUACUUACCAUGUGCUGAUGCGGGGUGGAGACGGUACCAGCAUGUGGGCAGACCUCUGCAAAAACAACCAGGUCCGCGCAAGCGCCAUCGCGCAGGACGCGGAUCAGAAUUACGACUACGCCAGUAACAGCGCGGUGCUGCACCUGGAGCCCGGGGAUGAAGUGUACAUCAAACUGGACGGCGGCAAAGCGCACGGAGGCAACAACAACAAAUACAGCACCUUCUCUGGCUUUAUCAUCUACGCCGAUUAGGACACGAGCUUUCUUCCUCUUCCCGGGCUUUUCCGACCCAUGUCCUCCUUUUCGCACUCCCUUUUCCUUUUCAACCUCUACAGAGCCAGUGGCUGGAGACACACACCCACCCACCCACACACACACACACACACACACACACACACACACACACACACUCAUCCGCGCCAUUCACCUUAAACAUGGUAGUGUAAGAGUGUGUGGCCGGGAUGGUCCGUCUCUCCGUGUCUAAUUCAAAAGUCACACACCUGAAGGACAAGUGAUAUAAUCCCGAUCACCGAGAAGAACACUGACGAAGAAAAAGAAAAAAAAAAAAAAAACAUCCCGCCGUCGAUCGCCAAAGCAGUUACUUGUACUGUAAGUUGUUGCUUCUGUAGUUAACAACGAAGUCUAUCUGUAAGAUGCAUUGUAAUUCUGGAAAUGAGAUCACUAGUAUGUGCAAUAAUGUUCACUAAAUUAGGCUUAUGACCAUAUUUCAGAUAUUGCAUUGGUAAUCGCUGGUAGGCCUAAUAAAGUUCAGAUCAAUACAAUUUAAAUCAGUGCUCAUGGCUGCGUCCCAUUCAGAAGGCAGCUGCCUUAGUAGUUAACCUAGAUUUAUCCUCUCUCUCUGUAUUAAGCAGCAUUUUAACUGAGAGCAAACUUUUACUAUGAAUCACAUUCGGGUCUCCCUUCAACCUGAUAUUACGUCAGCGCUUUAUACUUGCUGUGCACGUGAUAUUUGCUUAUGGACCCUUUCCACAGAGCCAGAUGACGCAUUUCCGGUUUGGUUUAGCAGGGUAAACCUAGCAAGCGUUAGCAUCAUGUAGAACCAAAUCAUCCUAACAGUAAACACACACACAAAGGGUUACACACAGGUCUGUUCAGUAUUACAAACCAUCAAACACACUAACACAAACCACUAAAAGUGUAUUUUGUGUUAAACUUUCUAAUGGUGAAGCCUGGCUAUAAACAUGAAAUGUAAUAUAUAGCACAUGACCAGGAGGCAGAGAACACCAGUACUGUCAAUCAGUCAAUCAUGAUCCACAGCCACGUGCUAUACUAUUAUAUGUUCACAUUAUGUAUACUCAUAUCAGUAUACAUAUACAUAUACAUUUCAUAACUUCAUAUUUAUUAAUCAUAUGAUACAUAAAAUACACUCCUUUUUGGCACAUAUUUGUUUUUGCGUAUCACUCAUAUUGCACAUACACUUCUUCACAAAUUUUCAGCUUUGCACAUUCCGUUGCACAUAUUUCUUUGUAUAUUUGUUUACAUUGCACUUUAUUUUUAAAUCUUGUUCAUAUUUAUAUUCAUCACUUGAUAUGUAUAUACUCAUCUCUCUCUCUCUCUGGUU
Messenger RNA from Pangasianodon hypophthalmus (striped catfish), 2758 nucleotides. It is a transcript of the gene c1ql3a, whose product is annotated as complement component 1, q subcomponent-like 3a. The coding region runs from base 658 to 1428 and encodes 256 amino acids. The transcript is spliced from 2 exons. The record is from RefSeq and is a predicted model, not a curated record. NCBI's taxonomy places the organism in Eukaryota, Metazoa, Chordata, Actinopteri, Siluriformes, Pangasiidae. Gene Ontology annotation, molecular function: protein binding.